AUGGUCGUCAGAUAUUAUAUCUGCCUCAAGAAGAGGGAAGACGUCACGCUCGAAUAUUUCUAUCACUACUACGAGCAUGUCCACGGCAAGAUGUUUUUGGACGAGGUGCCCGAGGCCAAGGAAAACCUCAUCAAAUACGAACAGCAUCACCUAAAAGAGUCCCGAAAAGCGCGCGAGAUGGCGGUCGCAGCCGGACGGAAAAUCACCUGCGACUACGACGCAAUGAGCGUUAUGACGGUCGCGACGAUGGACAAUUUGUUGAAGAUUAUGACGUCCAAGCCUAUGCUGGAGAAGGUGUUGCCGGACAACGACGUCUACGUGGGGAGCAUGGAGACGUUCAUCGUGGAUGAGUCGGAUAAGAAGACGUUGUUUUCGAGCCAGUGA
Messenger RNA from Fonsecaea pedrosoi CBS 271.37, 384 nucleotides. RefSeq lists its product as uncharacterized. Gene Ontology annotation, molecular function: oxidoreductase activity. The record is from RefSeq and is a predicted model, not a curated record. Bases 1 to 384 code for a protein of 127 amino acids. The transcript has 2 exons. NCBI's taxonomy places the organism in Eukaryota, Fungi, Ascomycota, Eurotiomycetes, Chaetothyriales, Herpotrichiellaceae.